This is a messenger RNA of Salvia hispanica, 1012 nucleotides long. Lineage: Eukaryota; Viridiplantae; Streptophyta; Magnoliopsida; Lamiales; Lamiaceae. The record is from RefSeq and is a predicted model, not a curated record.
UGAAAUUAAACUGAAAGCCCUAAAACUAAAAAGUUAUUUCAUCAGAGGAUUCAUCCCCAAAUUAUAAACUGUAUUUGUUUUGUCAUUUUUGUGAGCUGUUAUUACAACGGGAAAUCGGGAAUAGAGAAGAUCAGAAACAUCCGAUGGGUGACGUCAGUGAAGCCACCUCCUCCGCAGCCGCAGCCGCUGCUUCCGCCCUCAACGAUGAUCUUCUCAAGAAAUUCUUCUCCGAGGUCAGCGAGGUCGAGCGCGAUAACGAAGUUAGCAGGAUCCUUUCAUGUUUCAAGUUAAAUGCUUUUGAGUAUCUUAACCUUCCAUUUACAUCCUCUGUAGAAGAUGUGAAAAGGCAAUAUCGCAAGUUAUCAUUGCUUGUUCAUCCUGACAAAUGCAAACAUCCACAAGCUAAGGAGGCAUUUGGAGCUUUAGCUAAAGCUCAGCAACUAUUACUUGACCAACAAGAGAGGGAUUAUAUUCUGAACCAGGUUAAUGCUGCAAGAGAGGAACUUAGAGCAAAAAGGAAGAAGCAGCUGAAAAAGACACUGCAACCAAAUUAAAAUCAUUAGUGGAUGAGGUAAAACCAUUUUCUCAACUCAAGUAACUUUCCUGAUUAUCUAAGUAUGCUAUUGAGCUAUUGAAUUUGUUAGUUAUACUUGUAUUCACAAAAGUAAAUACUCUCCGUUCUCUUUCAAUGAGUAUUUUCACCUUUGCCCCUCACAUGUCGCUAUUAUUUCCAGUUGUAAUGAAGACAGUUCUUUGGCUAAUUAUAUAAUUGAACUCAUGCGCUAUAUAGAAGUUCAACAUAUUACCAACAUAUUUUGUGCUUGCACUUUUAUGCAACAACAGGGGAAAUAUGAGCAGGAAUAUGAACGAUCAGAGGAAUUCCAGCAGCAGUUGAAAUUGAAAGUUCGAGAACUCUUAACAGAUCAAGAGUGGAGGAGGAGAAAGAUGCAGAUGAGGAUAUCAGAGGAAGAAGGUAGAUUAAAGAAAGAUGAAGCAGAACAAAGGAAAUGUG